AUGGCUCCCGCAGCGUCCUCUGUGCCUCCGCCCUUGCCUCCCUCGGUGGAGGAGGCCUAUCGCCGCAAGUGCCUGCAGCUCAAGCAACGGACCAUGGAAGUCGAGGAGGCCAACGAUGCCGCACGACUACGCCUUACCAGACUGCAGCGCCAGGUCGAGAAGCUCCGUAUCGAGCGCGCCUUCCUCCUCGAGCAGAUCGCCAAGCGAACCAGCGCCAACGUCGAGGAUUCUGAAGGCAGCCCCAGUCCACCACCAACCCCCCAGGAGAAGCCUCUGCGAAGCAAGCGGGGCCACCGAAAGCCCUCCGUCAUCGCCAACCUGGACUCCAAUGGCCCCCCUCCCACCUUUAUCAACCAGGCCAUCCAGCCCCCCUCGCCGAGCUCUGACGCCUACUCCCACACAAACCCCGAGGCCAGCCAGAAGGACCCGUCACAGCGCGCUAAUGGCGUCGGCAAGCCGCCCAAGAAGCCCAACAGCGCCUUUGACCUCUACUGCCGCGACCAGCGCCCGACCCUGGCCUCAAAGGGCGAGGACGUCAACGUCGAUGAGGAGCUCGCCCGCGGUUGGAAGGAGCUUCCCGAAGACCAGCGCGAUGAGUACAAGUCUCAGGAGACCAAAGCCGUUUCCAAGUACGAGAAGGAGAAGGAUGCUUAUGCGAAUGACAAGGCAAAAGCCGAGGAGGCAGCAGAGGCCGAGGCCGAGGCCGAGGAUGAAGCUGAAGCCGAAGCUGAAGCAGAAGCUGAGGCCGAAGCAGAGGCGGAGGCAGAGGCAGAGGCAGAGGCCGAAGCAGAGGAAACUGCCAAAAAGGCGAAACAGCCCCCAGAAUCCCAAGGCGACGGGACGCCUGCUCGAGAUGAGGACGUAGAGAUGCAGACCGACGACACACCGGCUGCUGAGGACUAG
Diaporthe citri is the source of this 903-nucleotide messenger RNA. RefSeq lists its product as uncharacterized. The transcript has 3 exons. Lineage: Eukaryota; Fungi; Ascomycota; Sordariomycetes; Diaporthales; Diaporthaceae. The record is from RefSeq and is a predicted model, not a curated record. Bases 1 to 903 code for a protein of 300 amino acids.